Messenger RNA from Moneuplotes crassus, 1382 nucleotides. The record is from the annotation of a GenBank genome assembly. Lineage: Eukaryota; Ciliophora; Spirotrichea; Euplotida; Euplotidae.
AAUUUUUCUCAUGGACAAUUCAAGUGAUCCUUUAGCAGCUGGGCCUUGCAAAAGUCUCAGCCCUAAUUCUUCAAUCAUGAAGAAAAGACGUAGCUUUAAGCCAUCAGACCUGAAAACAUUACACAGUAAUCAAGAAGGUAGAGACUGUUCUGUUGAGGUGAAAUAUGAAUGAAAGAAUGUAAUGCCUUUGCCGAUGUUGCCUAAAUAAGGUGUUGGAAGCGCGGCAGCAGAGCCAUUUAAAACUACCCAGUACUAUCAAAGAAGUUACGAAAUACAAUUUAAAUGAUUUAUUCAUCAAAACUCCUGUGUUUGAGGGUCCUCUCAUUGAUUUUGAUGCUAAAGAGCCUCUCGAGGAGUCCAAGUGGAAUAAGGUGUCAAAGUUAGUUUUGAGUAGCACAUGUGAAAAUUCUCUGAAACUGAUAAAGACAUAUAAAACUACCUUAGAAACUAGAGACCAGAAAGCCAAAAUUCCCUUCAGAUACGAACAAGUUAGAGCAGAACAGAAAUAAAUGGUUUAAGAAUUAUCAAGAGAUUGAAAAAAUUGAAGUAAAAUAAAAAGAAAACCAGAAGAAGAAAAGCACUUCCCCAGAAUGAUAUCUAUAAUCGGCAUCGUGAUCGGAUUGCACAAGCAACCAAGAAUUCCUUUGAGAUAUCAUGAGAUGAGACAAGAGACUCUUCUUUCAAAAUGCUACAACAACAAAUUACUGACAUCAGACCAUCGUAUAGAGGAAAUACUUCUAUUAGAUUGAAUAAAAGUAGAACUUCACUCAAUGGGCAGAAAAUAAACUGUUCAUUGAAUCCAGCUCUGAACAGAGUGAGCGAUAGCUCACUCUCGAGGCCUCGGAAAUACUCAAGAGUGUUCGAACCUGUGAUGACCCAUAACAGAAUGGAUGCCCUCAAGAAUCGAGAUUCCUUUGUUCACCAAAGGGAUUGAAGAAGUGGGUCAGUUGGAAAAUAAAUAUAACACUAAAAAUAUCACAGGAAAGUCAAACCUAAGUUUUAUCAAGAUCAGAGAUUUAAACAACAGCACUGAUAAAUAUAUCUUUGAGGUUGAUAAAGCUCAGGCAUUUUUCAAAAGGAACAACUCUCAGGAGAGAUAUUUAAAAAAGAAAAGAACCGAAGAGCUAAAGAUGCCUCAUUUGAAACCAAAGAGCAUUACCAAGCGGUAUCGAAAAUUACGAAAUCCUAGUAGAAACGAUCAAAAUAUUGAUUCUUACCACCCUUCAAGUAUCGAUAGAGAGCAAGGAUGUUAUUCCAAGGUAAUAGAAGGAUCGGCAAGUCUUUCUCCAGGCAAGGCUAACUUCCUGAGUAUGAGGAAUAGAUCUGUUUCAGGUGAGAAGGAGGAGAUACGAAAGCUGAGGAAGAGAUUUGAUGGAGUUUAG